GGGCGGUGCACUAUAAUAUAAGUGAAACCUCCAUUAGUGACCAAGUCCAGAGAACCCAGAACCUGAGAUCACACACAUCCACACAGCAGCGUCUGACACCAUGAAGCCUGUUUCGGUCUGCUCCAGCAUGAAGCUCCUUCUCGCUGCACUGUGUGUGGCAGUGACGAUUCACAUUUCAGCAUCUCAGAACAUAAAUUCAACCACUUCAACAACAGGGUUGACUUUGUUCACUAGCGCCUCUUCCUCUUCCUCCUCCGUCACCACUUUAUCUACUGGAUCUACCCAGAAGUCCACAGUUGCAGCGUCUUCCAGCAAGCCUUUGUCCACAAUUCCAACAGGCGGGGGCGUGCGGAUCGGCGCGCUAACUGACGUCCUGUUCAUGUCGCUGUUCGUGACUUUGACUGUGGUGAUGAGCGCCUCCUAAAGGCCAAAACACACACACACACACACACACACACACACACACACACACACACACACACACACUGUAAUCCUACUAUGUACACAGGCAAUGUUAACAGCUCCAUGUUGCAAGCUAUGAAAUUUGUAUAAUUGCUGUUUUACGAGACGUAUACACCUAUAGCGUACCUUCCCACUUAUUUUAUUGUUGUUGUUAUUAUUAUACAAUCACAUUAUUAAUCUCUUGCUUGACAUAGGCUAGUAUGUAAUUCAUUAAUUAGCAUAAUUGAAAAUGAUAAUAUUGCAUUAUUUUGUAGCUUAUGCAUAUUUUAUAUAAAUGAUUGUAAGUACAUGAAUAACCAUAUAUUUGUAAUUGUUUUAAUUCACUAUUAAAGUAAGAUGAGCAGAA
Ictalurus punctatus (channel catfish) is the source of this 808-nucleotide messenger RNA. RefSeq lists its product as uncharacterized. Lineage: Eukaryota; Metazoa; Chordata; Actinopteri; Siluriformes; Ictaluridae. The record is from RefSeq and is a predicted model, not a curated record. The coding region runs from base 101 to 424 and encodes 107 amino acids. The transcript is spliced from 2 exons.